Pygocentrus nattereri (red-bellied piranha) is the source of this 4227-nucleotide messenger RNA. RefSeq names its product spindlin-Z (gene spina). The record is from RefSeq and is a predicted model, not a curated record. Gene Ontology annotation, biological process: gamete generation. The coding region runs from base 610 to 1395 and encodes 261 amino acids. The transcript is spliced from 6 exons. NCBI's taxonomy places the organism in Eukaryota, Metazoa, Chordata, Actinopteri, Characiformes, Serrasalmidae.
UCUAACGUGAAAUAACGUAAAAGGGAAUUUAAAAGCUGUGCUACCCAAAGGCGCCUUACUGUGAAGGUUAAACUGGAAGAGAGUGUUCAGUAUGACGCUCGCACUACCAUUUAAGAAUCAUCCUAGUGCAAAAGUGCAUUUGGGAAAACCAAUCCAGGGUGGUUUGAUGUGCAAUAAUACGUUGUAAAUGAACUUACUGACUCAGAUUUCUUCACAGCAGAGGUGAUGGGAACUAGGGGUUGCAAUAUCUACAGUGCAGAUUUUGCCCAUUUUAUUCACCAUCUGAAAAGACCAGUGGACGUACAUGUGUCUUCUGACCUUUUAUAUAAAGGUUUUUGAAGCCCUUCCUCAAAAGUAAAAGACUGGACAGCCAUCCGCUGGCAGAGCCCUGUGUGGGCUGCUGAUAACCCAGCUGUCAGCUUUAAACCAAGAAUUACACAUUUCUGUCUGUUGGUGUCGUACCACAGGAUUAUAUGCCAGCGUUUCCCCCCAUUGUGAUCUUUCCCCCUUUUAUUUGAACCCCUGUAUACUCUUUCAUUCAUCAGAAAGGGUACAAUCAAUAUUUUCACCCUAGUCCGGCAGCACAGCUGCUCCCCUACAUCCAGAUGAAUGAAGACCCCAUUCGGGAAGAACGCAGGCCAGAGAUCCAGAGCUGAUGCAGGACAUGCUGGUGUCUCUGCAAAUAUGAUGAAGAAAAAGAAUUCGCACAAAAAACACAAGAGCACCGUCGGACCUACCAAGGUGUCCCAGCCACGGCGGAACAUAGUAGGCUGCCGCAUUCAGCACAUUUGGAAGGAGGGCAGUGGAGCAGCCUCUCAGUGGAAAGGAACAGUGCUAGACCAAGUGCCCGUUAACCCAUCGUUGUACCUUAUCAAGUACGAUGGCUUCGACUGUGUUUACGGGUUGGAGCUGCAUAAAGAUGAGCGAGUGCAGGGGCUGGAGGUCCUGCCAGACCGUCUAGCAUCUACGCGCAUAAGUGAUGCCCACCUGGCUGACACUAUGAUAGGCAAGGCCGUCGAGCAUAUGUUUGAGACUGAAGAGGGCUCAAAAGACGAGUGGCGGGGGAUGGUGCUGGCCAGAGCUCCUAUUAUGAACACAUGGUUUUAUAUCACAUAUGAAAAAGACCCCGUCCUCUACAUGUAUCAGCUCCUCGAUGACUACAAGGAUGGAGACCUGAGGAUCAUGCCAGAUUCAAAUGACUCGCCCCCAGCGGAACGGGAGCCCGGAGAGGUAGUGGACAGCCUCGUCGGGAAGCAGGUGGAGUAUGCCAAAGAGGAUGGCACGAAACGGACUGGCAUGGUCAUCCACCAGGUGGAGGCCAAGCCCUCCGUUUAUUUCAUCAAGUUCGAUGACGACUUUCACAUUUACGUGUACGACUUGGUGAAAACGUCAUAGGCCGGGCGCACCAGCGAGAGCAAGGGAGGAAGUCGCUGUAGCGAAGGAGGAGACUGACUUGGGAUGUGAUCCACAAACUCUGCCAAAAGUUCUCGUGGAACGUUUCUUUGCACCAUCUUGUGGAGACGUAACGAUGGAUAUUUCACUGGAGCCUUGGAUUGCCACUAGUUAAGUGUCUUUUUAUUGUUUUUCAGAUGAAGGGAUAGCUGUGUUUGACAUGAUAUUCCCUAAACAAAAGUAGCUUAAUAUUCAAAUGGUUGUCUUUUAGUAUUGUUCAUUCCUGUUGAUAACCAGUGAAGAUAAUGAGCAUACAUCAUUUCCACUAGCGAAAGGGGGGGCAAAAAAAAAACAAAAAAACACAGGUCCCAGAAUCAGUUGUCUGCCUUCAAGAGUUAACAUGUUCUCUGUUUGAAAUGGGAUGAAUCGGGUGGUUUGAUGACUGACAGAACAGAAGUGUGACUGUUACAGCUCCGUGCGGAGUUCAGCCUUUAUGUGUCACCCAAAGUUUUUUUUCCUUGUUUUUUUUUUCGCUUUGCUGAAGUCAACAGCAGCUCCCAGCAGUGGGGAUGACUUGCUCAGUUUCCCUUUUAACAUCGUUUUACUAUCACUAUGAAUUUUACUUGUCAUCUGUUUGUUAGAUGAUAUGUAUAUUUGUAGUGUGCACACCAGCUUCUUCUUCUUCUUCUUCUCCUUUUUUUUUUUUUAACAACGGUGUCUUGUACUUACCAUAUGAUAAACUGCUAAUGCAGCUUAUCAAUGAAUUAAUUAUAUUAAGCACUAAUGUCAUUUUACCUCUAUGGAAGAUUGGAGCACUUGAUUAUCUUUUUUCCUCAAAUAUGUGAUUUAUCACAUUCAGUCACUUAUUUAAAAAGCUAUUUACAAAUGAGCAUUUUUAAGCUUCGACAGAACUUAUUGUAUGCGUCUUGUGGAAUUCCGCUGUGGCUCAGCUAUAGCUUAUGUACUGACGGUGUUUUAAGUGUUUUGCGACUUGUAUUUACUUUCUUCAUCUAAUAUACAUGGACGCUUGUCUUAAUUUUCUUAUCCAACAUAUGACAAAACAAUUUGUGGGUUAGAUUUAUGAUCUUUUAUUUUAUUUGGAAGAUUGGCCGCCUAUUUCAAGAACUAUUGUGACAAAGACCAGUUUAAAAAAAAAAAAAAAAACUAACUAAAUUGAUGCAAUAAUAAUUCAAAAGUAUUCAGGAAACACAUUCAGGAAGUGCACUGCAAUCUUUACGGCCCACUCUGAUCUCAUUUGAUGAGUAAUGCUUUCUUACACAAUUAGCCUUUUGAGAUUUUUUUCAAUUUUUUUCACUUUAUGUGUAAAUGUGCGUGCCUCGCUGUUCGAUUGUCAAAUGUUUUAACGUUUUGUGUGUUCCCAACCAAUUUCUAUUUUCAAGCUGACCUGAGGGCCCCCUCUCAGGAAUGUUACAAUGUUUAAAGUAACACAUCCACAUUCACAGCCACAUGUUUUUCAUUUACCUCAUGCUCCUCGUUCAUGAGCGUUCGGCCCACUACAGCUCACUCCUCCUUUUCUUUUUUAGCCGCGUAUAGAAGCUCGGCUUCUGAAGGGAACGGCAGCGCGACUGCAAAGGUCACCCAAAGCUGUUGUAUUUUGCUUUUGAUAUGCACAAUGGAAAAAAAACAAUGUCACUGCAGCACCACAGACAGUGGAACUGAUGUCGCUUUGUAUUUCUUUUAUGUUCCAUUCUCCCAGUAUUGACCCUAAGACCUUAAGCCUGCUUAACUUACCAAAAAAAGAAAAAGAACCAUCAUCGAUUAAACCGUCGUGAUUCUUACACGGUUGGGGGAGCAUCGUCCUCUGUUGCCGCGCGGGACUUGUCAUGUUCUGUUAGUUUAAGGGGAGACUGUGGGCCCUGUAACAAAACUUUAUGCACCCCCAGUAUCUGUUGCAGCUACAUGUACUUAUCAAGUCUGUUUUUUGUUUUUUUUGGGGUUUUGUUUUGUUUUUUAAAGUAGGAUUCUGUCUUAUCAGUGGCAUAUGGACGUGUCAUUAUGCAAACGGACAUUCAGAAAAGACAUGUUCGACGGAUUGGCCUUUUAUUACAUUUACCUACUGUAGUAUUGUACCGUGUUUGAUGUCAGGUCGACGUGGGAAAUUGAAACAAAGAAGAAAAAAACGAACGCUAGGCCAUUCUUUUUGCAUGAUAUGAGUAGAGUUGUAAGUGUAUGUUAGUGUGAUGCAUGUGUACCUGUCUUUUUAUUUCAGUUAUUUGUUCCCUAAAUGAAAGUUUAUUGUGUUGCUAAUUGUGAAUUUCCUGUUAUUGGUUAUUAUAAUUAUUAUUUUUAUUUGUUUCCAAUUUUUUCCCAUUUCUUAAAAAAAACAAAAAAGUAUUUUAUUUUCUACUAUGCUCUAUCGGAUCAAAUGCACUGGUGUUCUAUGUGGAGUGCCAAUUUGAAGGGCAAGGUACCAGUGUUACACAGCAUUUGAGGGAUCAUAUCUUUAACGUUUCUACAUUUGUAUGCAUUAAGAGUCCCAGAAUUAACAUUGAGAAAAAGGCCUUAAAUGAUUGGGAUGAAAUUGUUAAUACAUAAAAAAAUCCUAUGUGAAGUAUGUAAGCGUAUGCCUGUGAGCGUGUAUGGAACUUCACGCUAAUGACCACACAUAUCCGUUUCAGCCUUGUACAUAUCGAAUUGGAGAAAACGAGGGGGUUUUUCUGUUUAGUGCACAACUUUACGCUGCUUGAAGAGAACGGUGGCCAAUUUGAGAAUAUGAUCCCUUUGAGAUGCUGUUGCUCUUUGAUUACUUUGUAAAAAACAAAAAAAAAACACAAAAAAAACAGUGCAAUUUGAUGAUUGUCGCAGAUACAUGUA